Molecule: messenger RNA, 2267 nt
Organism: Terrapene triunguis (Three-toed box turtle)
Lineage: Eukaryota; Metazoa; Chordata; Testudines; Emydidae
Gene: PRPF19
Product: pre-mRNA processing factor 19
Exons: 15
Coding region: 163-1635 (490 amino acids)
Biological process (GO): protein ubiquitination; DNA repair; mRNA splicing, via spliceosome
Cellular component (GO): cytoplasm; Prp19 complex; U2-type catalytic step 1 spliceosome
Molecular function (GO): ubiquitin protein ligase activity; protein binding
Source: RefSeq, a predicted model, not a curated record
GGGCGGGACUCCGGAGUCUCCCGCGCGCGCUGGGGCCCCGCGUGAGCGAGGGGACGCGGAACGGGACCGGCCUCGGUUGGGACACGGAGAGGGGACACCCUCCCCCGGAAGCAGAACCCGUGACCCGGAAGCAGAACCGGGACCCGUAGGGGAGACGUCGCCAUGUCCCUCAUAUGCUCGAUCUCAAAUGAGGUGCCAGAGCACCCCUGCGUGUCUCCGGUCUCAAACCACGUCUAUGAGCGAAGACUGAUUGAAAAGUACAUCGCAGAGAAUGGGACUGACCCAGUGAACAACCAGCCGCUGUCUGAAGAGCAACUGAUCGACAUCAAAGUUGCCCACCCAAUCCGGCCCAAGCCACCCUCGGCCACCAGCAUCCCGGCCAUUCUGAAAGCCCUUCAGGAUGAGUGGGACGCCGUCAUGCUGCACAGCUUCACGCUCCGCCAGCAGCUGCAGACCACCCGCCAGGAGCUGUCGCACGCACUGUACCAGCAUGAUGCUGCCUGCCGCGUCAUCGCCCGUCUCACCAAAGAGGUCACCGCUGCCAGAGAAGCGUUGGCGACUCUGAAACCCCAGGCUGGCCUUAUAGUCCCCCAGGCUGUGCCGUCUUCCCAGCCCAACAUCACGGGUGCUGGCGAGCCGAUGGAUCUGGGAGAGCUGGCAGGCAUGACCCCCGAGAUCAUCCAGAAGCUUCAAGACAAAGCCACGGUGCUGACCACGGAGCGUAAGAAGAGAGGCAAGACGGUUCCAGAGGAGCUGGUGAAGCCAGAGGAGCUCAGCAAGUAUCGACAGGUGGCCUCACAUGUGGGCUUGCACAGCGCCAGCAUCCCAGGGAUCCUCGCUCUGGACCUCUGUCCUUCCGACACCAACAAGAUCCUCACCGGCGGGGCGGAUAAAAAUGUCAUCGUCUUUGACAAGAGCUCGGAGCAGAUCCUGGCGACUCUCAAAGGGCACGCCAAGAAGGUCACCAGUGUAGUGUUCCAUCCGUCCCAGGAGCUGGUGUUCUCUGCUUCUCCUGAUGCCACUAUCCGGAUCUGGUCGGUCCCAAGCGCCACUUGCGUGCAGGUUGUCCGGGCCCAUGAGAACGCCGUGACAGGGCUGAGUUUGCAUGCCACCGGUGACUAUCUCCUGAGCUCCUCUGAUGACCAGUAUUGGGCUUUCUCUGAUAUCCAGACGGGCCGGGUGCUCACCAAGGUCACAGAUGAGACCUCUGGCUGCGCUCUCACCUGUGCUCAGUUCCACCCUGAUGGGCUCAUUUUUGGGACAGGGACUAUGGACUCUCAAAUCAAGAUCUGGGACUUGAAGGAACGCACCAAUGUGGCCAACUUCCCAGGGCACUCCGGUCCCAUCACCAGCAUUGCAUUUUCGGAGAAUGGCUACUACCUGGCCACGGCCGCUGACGACUCCUCUGUCAAACUCUGGGAUCUGCGCAAGCUCAAGAACUUCAAGACGCUGCAGCUGGACAAUAACUUUGAGGUGAAGUCCCUCAUAUUUGACCAGAGCGGUACAUACUUGGCCCUGGGCGGCACGGACGUCCAGAUCUACAUCUGCAAGCAGUGGACGGAAAUCCUCCACUUCACAGGUGAGGUGCUCAGCUGGGAGAGUCAUGUGCCUGUGCUGGGUUCAGCGAGUGGAUGAGCGAGCUGCUCCUUUCAUUGUGUCCCUGAGACCCCAUUCCCAUGGAGUGCGCUGCGUGAGGUGGCCCUAGGAUGGAGGGGAAGGUCUAGUAGGAUGAAUUGCAAAUUAACCAUCUGGUGUCUCUCCCCUAAUCAUCUCUCAUGUCUCCCUACAGAACACAGUGGCCUGACUACAGGUGUGGCCUUUGGCCACCAUGCUAAAUUCAUCGCUUCCACGGGCAUGGACAGGAGCCUGAAGUUCUACAGUCUGUAGCCUAUUUUCUUAGGAUCUGGGAGGAUGGGCUGUGUCCUUCACUGUAGUGUUGGGGUUAUUGUGGGGAGGUAACAUGGGUGGGUGGGGUUAUCAUUGCUUUACUUUGAGGUAUCAGGGGGAGGCCAACCUAGCGCACCCCCUUCCCUGUGCUCAAAGGCUUUGUUUUUCCAGUUUCGUGUUUCUUUCCAGUUUAGAUUCUGUUCUGUGAUUGUAACAAACGAAAUGGAACCAAACCCAUCCACUGACGGACAGCUGUGAAUGAGAGGCUGGGUGGGGGAAAGAGAGGGAUGGCAUAGGAAUGGGAGAGAAGUGGGGGAUGGGGAAAUGUGCAUUUUUUUUUUGUAAGCAGCUAUCUACUUUCAGUAAAAAAAUAAAGAAUG